Messenger RNA from Micropterus salmoides (largemouth bass), 1153 nucleotides. It is a transcript of the gene prdx1, whose product is annotated as peroxiredoxin 1. NCBI's taxonomy places the organism in Eukaryota, Metazoa, Chordata, Actinopteri, Centrarchiformes, Centrarchidae. The record is from RefSeq and is a predicted model, not a curated record. Gene Ontology annotation, molecular function: thioredoxin peroxidase activity. Gene Ontology annotation, biological process: response to oxidative stress; cell redox homeostasis; leukocyte activation. Gene Ontology annotation, cellular component: cytosol. Bases 148 to 744 code for a protein of 198 amino acids. The transcript has 6 exons.
GGACUGAAGUGGGCUGUGAUCACGUUCUUAACAUGUUAUCGCGAGAGGUGAGCAGUAGUAUAAAUUCCCUGGUCGAUCGGUCCUGUGAGCUCCUGCUCUCUGCGGUGUGUGUUGGUGUGGUGUGAUCAAAACUGAGUCAGACUGAAGAUGGCUGCAGGCAAGGCACAAAUUGGAAAGUUGGCCCCAGACUUUACAGCCAAGGCGGUGAUGCAAGACGGACAGUUCCAGGACCUGAAACUGUCAGACUACAGAGGGAAAUAUGUUGUCUUUUUCUUCUAUCCACUGGACUUCACCUUUGUGUGUCCAACGGAGAUCAUUGCUUUCAGUGAUGCGGCCGAUGACUUCAGGAAAAUCGGCUGUGAGAUCAUCGCCGCCUCCGUUGACUCACACUUCUCCCAUUUCGCGUGGACCAACACACCUCGUAAGCAGGGCGGCCUGGGUUCCAUGAAGAUUCCCUUGGUGUCUGACACACGGCGCACCAUCUCCACAGAUUAUGGUGUCCUGAAGGAGGAUGAGGGCAUCGCUUACAGGGGUCUGUUCAUCAUUGACGACAAGGGCAUCCUGAGACAGAUCACCAUCAACGACCUCCCAGUUGGACGCUCUGUGGAGGAGACCAUGCGUUUAGUCCAAGCCUUUCAGUUCACUGACAAGCACGGAGAAGUCUGCCCAGCCGGCUGGAAACCAGGAAGCGACACCAUCAAACCUGACGUCCAGAAGAGCAAAGACUUCUUCUCCAAGCAGUAAUAAGCCCAUGGCCAGAGUCUGCUGCCUGCUGUAGGAGAUUUCAUUUAGAGAUUACAUUUCCAGAGAACAAUAUUUAAGUCACCCGCUGUGCCUGUGAAGGAGUGGUUUGGAGUUUUUGUAGUCAACAUGCUGUGUGUGUGUUCUGUUGUCUGUAGAGUGAGUAGUGCACUUAUGGCCAAAGCAUAUAAUUGUCUAAUUAUAUUGCGGUAAUGUUUGCUAUUUUCACUGUCAGACUGAGAUAAAUAUCCGUUUGUUCUUUCAUGUCAUUCCUUACUAUUGUUAGAUGCAAAGGACCAUACAAACAGUUCUAUUGGAAGAAUCUCUCUCCAUUAUGUUGUACUUUUUUCUUUUUUUUUAUAGUCAACAACACAUGUUCUUGUUCAAAAUAAACAAUUCAGUUUAUAACACU